AUUUUGUAAGUUAAAGGUUAUGUGGCCAAGUAGGAGAGUUGGGGACCUCUCUUUGUGUCUCUACAUAGUUUUGUAAACCUCACAUCUCUUUCUUCGCUUGCAUUCUCCAAACUCCAAUUUUUUUUGUUUCUCUCAAUAAUAUUUGUGUUCAUACUGUUUCGCUGUUUCCAAUACAUACUAAUGGAUAACACAAACCGUCUUCGCCGCCUUCACUGUCAUAAACAACCCAAGUUCACUCAUAGCUCUCAAGAAGUGAGUAGUAUGAAAUGGGAGUUUAUCAAUAUGACCGAACAAGAAGAAGAUCUCAUCUUUAGAAUGUACAGACUUGUUGGCGACAGGUGGGAUUUAAUAGCAAGAAGAGUGGUGGGACGUGAGGCAAAGGAGAUAGAGAGAUACUGGAUUAUGAGAAAUUGUGACUAUUUCUCCCACAAAUGACGCAAAAGUCACUCUCUUUAAAAAAUCUCGAGAAUCUCCCUGUUUUUCUAUUUCUCAUCCUCAUUAAAUAAUUUCUGUGAUUGUGGACAAGAAAAGCUUUAUUAAGUUGUCGAGUGGGGUUCUCCUCAUCAUUAAAUCUGUUAUGGUCACGGAAAUUACCACUUUAAUUGGCAGAAAAAACCUCUAUGAUUAUAAGAC
Arabidopsis thaliana (thale cress) is the source of this 633-nucleotide messenger RNA. RefSeq names its product Homeodomain-like superfamily protein (gene TCL1). Gene Ontology annotation, cellular component: nucleus. Lineage: Eukaryota; Viridiplantae; Streptophyta; Magnoliopsida; Brassicales; Brassicaceae. The transcript has 3 exons. The coding region runs from base 181 to 435 and encodes 84 amino acids. The record is from RefSeq and is marked reviewed.